Messenger RNA from Notolabrus celidotus (New Zealand spotty), 3607 nucleotides. It is a transcript of the gene hdac11, whose product is annotated as histone deacetylase 11. Gene Ontology annotation, molecular function: histone deacetylase activity. Lineage: Eukaryota; Metazoa; Chordata; Actinopteri; Labriformes; Labridae. The record is from RefSeq and is a predicted model, not a curated record. The transcript has 11 exons. The coding region runs from base 262 to 1365 and encodes 367 amino acids.
CGCGCUGUGGACGCCAGUGACGCAGUCUGCGCGUAAAGUACGUAGGAGUGGAACAGCAGGGAAUAAGGACUCUGUCCAGAAACAGUCUGAAAAACGAAAGUUCAUGUGUGUAAACUUGAGACUGGUGACAAGCUCAGGCGUAACACAGUCAGGAAGGAAAUACAGUGACAUUUUUCAGGCUCUAUAUGUUUCCGGGAGCUGUUCAGAGAUCAUCGUGAGUCCUCAGUCAGCAGCAGAUGAAAACAGCAAUGUUUGAAGAACAUGUCUCACAAAGAAGAUAAUGAAGGGAAAAAGAGCCCUCAUCGCACUGAAUUGUACGCCAACAUCCCUCGAACAUGUCUGCCCAUUGUCUACCACCCAGACUACAACAUCACCUUCAUGGGCCUGGAAAAGCUCCAUCCAUUUGAUGCUGGGAAGUGGGGGAAAGUCAUUCACUUCUUGAAAGAGGAGGAGUUCAUCACCGAUGAGAACCUUGUGGAAGCCCGUGAAGCUACUGAAGAGGAUCUGCUGGUGGUUCACACCAAACGCUACCUCAACAGAUUAAAGUGGUCACUGGUGGUGGCAACAAUUACAGAAAUUCCUCCCCUCAUGUUCCUGCCUAAUUUCCUGGUGCAGCGGAGAGUGUUGAGGCCUUUGCGGACUCAGACUGGAGGAACAAUAAUGGCAGGAAAACUGGCUGCUGACCGAGGAUGGGCUAUCAAUGUAGGAGGAGGCUUCCACCACUGCUCUGGGGACAGGGGAGGGGGGUUCUGCGCCUACGCUGACAUCACUCUGGCCAUCAAGUUCCUCUUUGAGAGAGUGGAAGGCAUCUCCAAGGCUACCAUCAUCGAUCUGGAUGCUCAUCAGGGAAACGGACACGAGCGAGAUUUCUUGGAUGACAAGAGAGUGUUCAUCAUGGAUAUGUAUAAUCGUUACAUUUACCCCGGGGAUACAUAUGCCAAAAAAGCCAUAAAGAGGAGGGUAGAGCUGGACUGGGGCACUGAAGACUCUGAGUACCUUCAGAAGGUUGAGCUCCACUCUGAGGGAGCGCUGAACGAGGUCCGGCCUGACAUAAUCGUCUACAACGCAGGGACAGAUAUCCUGGAUGGGGACCCACUUGGAGGACUCUCCAUCUCUCCGCAGGGCAUUGUAAAAAGAGAUGAGAUUGUGUUCAGGGCUGCAAGGCGGCGAAACAUCCCCAUACUCAUGGUGACAUCUGGGGGAUACCAGAAGAAAACAGCCCGUAUCAUCGCUGACUCCAUCCUGAACCUACACCAGCAGGGCCUGAUAGAAGCAGAGGCUCUGGAGGCGGAGGGGUCGUCUUCACUGGUGACCAGCAUGAUGUGCAGCUCUGGAUCUGAGGGGUCCAAAUUUACGACUGUCUGAGAUGCAUAAACCCUGGGGUCCUAACUCACAGGUGUGUCAUCCCCAUAGGUGAUAAUUUAAAGCACUGAAGUAACUCUGUUCUGUGCAGCGACUGUGACAUGAUAGGUUACUGCUGUCACAUAACAAGGAGCUUAUCUAAAGUUAGUGAAUGUGUGGUUAAUCAACACUUGUUUGCACAUUAAUGACAAAAAAAGGAGCCUUUUUGUAUUUUAUGUUUCUGUGUAUAAGUUGGCGAUGACUCAAAGGGAGUAAUCACUCAAAGAGAAGAAUGAUCCUGAAACAAUAACACUCUCCUGACUCAGAUUCAUAAGCUCCCCCAAAAAGCUACAAAAAGAGUAGUUCAAAUAUUCAUUAGAGGAAGAAUAAUGGUUUCUAUGUUUAAUGUAUCUUGGGUGCAGAGUUUUAGGGAGGUAUUCUUUCAUCUCAGGAAAUGUGAAUACGUCAUGUGUAAAAGAUUUGAUGUAUUAAUAGUAGAUGAAAUGGUAAAGAGGUUUGAUAUUCUUACAGAUACACAGGGAGUGUAGUAAUUAUACUCCAUUCUGGUGAACGGUUGUGGAGGUGAAACAAGAUAAUUUCACAUGAAAGCAGUAACUAUCAAACUUAACCUGAAGGUGAUGUUUAAUCCUCUUAGAGAUUAAGUGUUCUUCAUCCCUCAUUAGCAUUUAGUUUCAUCAUAUCUGGUACACAUAGUGGUUUUCACAAGAUAGUAUUGUAGAUAGUACAAACCUUAUGCCGUUUAUCAUCAUUUUAAACUUAAGCUUUAAAUUCACUUUGUCUCUUCAGUUCAUGUUUACAUGAAGCCCUCUAUGGUUUUAUUGUUGGUACUAAAGCCUGAUUUAUACUUCUGCGUCGAAUUGACGGGAGCCUACUCCGGAGGAUCAAUAAGGAUCAAUAAGACUCAUGAAGCUCCUGUACCUACGCAAAAUGUAACUGCUCGUAGAAUUGACAUGGACCGCAAGCCCUGUGAUUGGUUCAUAUUAUUUCCUGCAUUAACAGCACUUCUGGGAUCCCCGCUCAUCAACCGCACAUUGGCUGCACAUCGGCCGUGUAUUUCAUCUCCUCAUUUCUAUUCUUCAUGUAAUCAUGUCUGUAUGAUAAACAGCAACAUGUAUUAGCUGUAGAGUAACAUAACACACUCUGACUCGCUGUGGAAAAGUAAACAGAGAACGUAGCCGGAAGCAGGCAACUGGCUAUCAGAGAGACCACACUGCCCUCAAGUAUUUUGGCGGAGGAUUGCUGCGCGACACGGACACAUCGACACACAAGUAUGUGGUGCUCAUGUCCGCGUCAGCCCCUGCUGCUUAGGGGAGACGCCGAAGUAUAAAUCAGCCUUAAAAUAUUUUUUCUAAGUGUAAAGAAAUUUGAAACACUAAAACGUGUGACUCUAAGCACUUUAAGCGUCGGUGGUGAUAGAAAGUUAUCUAACAUUCCCAAACUCCUGAAAAUCAGUGUUCUUGUUGCAGUGUGUCAGUGGUCUGUACAUCAAAGUCCAAAAGCUCUAAAGUGUUUGAUUGUGCGAUCAAUGAGCAGCCCCUCAGCGCCCAGCUUUCAUGUUUAUUUUAUUUCUAAUGUGUUUGCAGCCGUCUGAUACAGAGAACUACACUAAUGAUGUUUACAUUCACAUGCAGUCGUGUUUGUGCAGAAAAAGUCGAUCUCUGGAUGGAUUGGAUCAAUAAGACUCAUGAAGGAACCUGAACACAUCACUGCUUCCAAAAGACACUGAAGACUCAAUACAACACACGAUGAACACACAAUGAACACAUAAUGAACACAUACUACACAAUGCGUGUUUGUGUGUGUGUGUCAUCUACACUUAGCCAUUUGGGUUGUAAAGGGCAUCUCCACUCAAUCACAUAAUGAAACACUCAAUUUGCCUUUUCGAGCUAUGUUCAGCUUUAAAAGGUUACACUGCAUGUGAAGGAACAUAUAAAGGGAGAGUUCACGUUUGUUACAAAACUGCACUUAUUAUAGUAAUCUUGAUGUUUUCAACUAUAUUGUACAUACCGGGGUUUCUGCUUAGACCUGGUCAAGAAGUCCUUCAUCAUUGCCAGCAGUGUGUUGUGCCAAUAAAGGGCUGUUUCACUGACCACGUCAGUCUCACAGACUUGUAAUAAGGAUCUCAUCUUCACAUGGAGCUUAAUAGUUUACUAUAAUAAACAGCUGUAAGGCAGGUGCAGCUGUACAGGGAACUCUUAAAUCUGUGUGAUCAUUAAUUCAAUAAAAACAAAAGGUGCCACCUCCA